Molecule: messenger RNA, 2130 nt
Organism: Poecilia latipinna (sailfin molly)
Lineage: Eukaryota; Metazoa; Chordata; Actinopteri; Cyprinodontiformes; Poeciliidae
Gene: mrps25
Product: mitochondrial ribosomal protein S25
Exons: 4
Coding region: 102-620 (172 amino acids)
Cellular component (GO): mitochondrion
Molecular function (GO): structural constituent of ribosome
Source: RefSeq, a predicted model, not a curated record
GUGGUGUUUACUUGACGUAGUGGAACGUCAUCAAACUGCGUCAAGCACCGCGUACGUGCGCUUGUGACUUCCAAAUAAAAUUGAUUUGUAAAUAGGUAAACAUGCCUAUGAAAGGGAGGUAUCCGAUCAGAAGGACGCUGGAGUACCUCCAGAAGGGCGACAUCAUCUUUAAGAAGAAGGUGAAGAUCAUGACCGUGAAUUACAACACACAUGGAGAGCUCGGCGAAGGAGCAAGGAAGUUUGUGUUCUUCAACAUCCCGCAGAUUCAGUACAAGAACCCGUGGGUCCAAAUAAUGAUGUUCAAGAAUAUGACACCAUCGCCCUUCCUCAAGUUUUACCUGGAUGAUGGUGAACAGGUCCUGGUGGAUGUGGAGGGAAAGGACUGCAAGCAAAUUUCACAGCAUGUAAAGAAGAUUCUGGGUAAAUCAGAUGAAGUGCUGCAUGCUGAAGCUCAAGCCAAGAUGCAGGCGUCCCACCCUGCCAACUUCGGCCCAAAGAAGUACUGUCUGAGGGAGUGCAUCUGUGAAGUCGCGGGCCAAGUGCCGUGUCCCGGCACCAAGCCGCUUCCAAAGGAGAUGACGGGCAAAUACAGAGCCAAGAUGGCACAGUCACAGGACUGAGAGGCCAAGCAGCUCACUUUUACAUCUCCUCUGGACAUUUAUCUGGCUGUGAUGGCUAUAUUAAAGGACAUAUGCUCCAGCCAGAAGCUGCAGCAUCGCACUGACACACGAUGAUCUGCUCCACCAUUUUCACACAGACUUUUAACAUUCAUCAAUACAGAUGUUAACGUCCAACUCUCAAUAGCUCAUUUAUGUGAAAUUCUGUGCAGGUUAAUAUGUAUGUUUGAGUUACUGCUGGGAUAAAGUUUUACACUCAAAAAUUCUCAGUCUCGUGCAUGCAAGUGAUGGUGUAAUCCAUAUUGACUCAUCCUGCCAAUCCUGGAAACUAAGAAACCCCCAUCUACUGUUCUGUUGUACUAAUUUAGUGAUGUCAAAGUUACUUUUCUACUGCUCGAAGAGAACUCCUUCAAUCUAAUCUAAUCUAGUCAUAAUGUGGCUGACACAAGUGCAUCUUUGUAAAUUAGGAUAUCAUAAUUUAUUUCAGAAAUUCAAAUAAGAGUUAUGACCAACAUAAGUUUGCUACACGCUGAUAAAAUUUGUGUCAAAUUACAGUAAUGGCCUUCAGCUGGUCUGCAUUGUUGAUUCUGGUGUUUCUAAACUUUCCUGCAGAGUCUCCAUAAAGCUCGUCGGUAGAGGGAAGCACGGAGCGUUGCAAUAUUUCCUGGUACUUUUUAGUUUUUGGACUAGAAAAAGCACAAUGGACCAACAUGAUUCUGAAAUCAUCACCAAGUUUUGAAAUUUCACACUGAACUUCAGGCAACUUGAGACCCUGUGCUUCUCCAUGUGUUCUCUGGACUUUGAUUUUUUUUUUAAAUUUAGUUUAAAGAGGAGUUUGUACCACUCAGCAGCAGUCCAUUUUUCUCAUUUUCUCUGGUGCAGGUGUGACUCCACAAAAAGAGAUUUAGCUCCGACUCCAGCUGAAGUUCACACCUUUCCAAUCUCCCCCAACUCUUGAAUUUCCUUUACAUCACAAUUCUCUCAAGGCUUUAAUUAUUCCUGUGUAGGUUAUUCUACUACACUUUUACCUUCCACCCAACUUUCCAGCAACGUGGAGGAUGUCUAUUUACUGAGCGCUCAUUUCAACUGCAAUCCCCAUGAUUGGGUUAACUUGAAUAUUUCUCUGUUUUUAUUGCUUGUAAACGAUUUAUGUUUUAAGAGAAUGAAUCUUGUGUUAUUGCAGGUCAAAACUGGCAGGAAUGUUUAAAACACAGGUUGGGUGGUGAUGGGUCUAUACCCGUUUCAUGUUGAAACUUAAUUUUUCUGAAAUAAAACCCAUUCAGUGGCAUUCCAAUUAUAUUUUUUUUACCUGCCAGGAGAUUAGAAACAAAGUUAGGAACAAAAAAAAAAAACAUCACAAAAUAUUGUUACAGAUGAAUUUAUUUGUGUUGAAGAAACUUCCUCUUACGAAAGUGAUGGCUGUGAAUCAUUGUGCAGUUCCUUGUUUUAAUGUAGGCAUGUUGCAAUUACCUAAAAACUAAAAUCAACUGCUAACAUACAUGUAAGGAAUUCA